Manduca sexta (tobacco hornworm) is the source of this 2152-nucleotide messenger RNA. Its product is annotated as cilia- and flagella-associated protein 206. Lineage: Eukaryota; Metazoa; Arthropoda; Insecta; Lepidoptera; Sphingidae. The record is from RefSeq and is a predicted model, not a curated record. Gene Ontology annotation, biological process: regulation of cilium beat frequency. The transcript is spliced from 12 exons. Bases 99 to 2084 code for a protein of 661 amino acids. Gene Ontology annotation, cellular component: axoneme; ciliary basal body.
UUAAACUUUGUCAAUUUUAUACCAACCAAAGAGAUACAAACAGAGUUUCAUAUUUUAUAUCAUACUGGAAAUUUUACUUUGACCUUAUUAAAACCAAAAUGGCCUGUAACGAAAAUAUAAUUAAGAACAUAGCUAAUGAAGUGACUAGAAACUGCCAGUCGCACAAUGUUACUGUGGACCCUGAGUUCGUGAUAUAUUUGAUAGACUUGCUGCUCCUCAACCCGAAGUAUGGCAAGCUUUUUUCCAAGACUAUAAACAGGAACAACCUGCAGUACUUUGUUGAGGAGUGUGUUAAUAUGCUGGUUGCUGGAGACACCUCAAUAAACACGUUGAAGAUGCAGUUCAUCAUACAAACGAACUACGACAAGUUGCAGAACUUGAUCGACAAGCACCUAGAUUCCAUCAACAACUGUCUACGGCCGCUGGUGAACGAGAUCGUCGAGGAAGACCCCGAGCCCAGCGACGAGGCUGCCUUCAAGAAGUUGUUUAGAAAGAUUUCUAUUUACAUUAUAUUGGCAAGUGGAUUGGGGAACCCAGGGGUUAUUUUGACAUUGAAAGAAGGCAUGGCUGCACUGGAAAGUGUGUUCUCUCUGGACGAUCUGAAGGUAUUCGUUGCUUUGCCGCGGGCUGAGAAAUUGGCGCAGCUGAAUGAGCUGAUGGAGACCGUGUCUGGCGUGCGGCUGUUCAACAGGGACUGCAAGAAAGGUGGAGAAGGGAUACCUGAUUUGCCAUUCAACCUAGUAGAUGCGGGGAAGGCGUGCCUAACGUCACUGUCUAACUCUCUCAUCACCGUGAUGCAACGAGUGAACACGCUUACCACGGCUAUAGAAGAUACCAUUCUCAUACAAGAGGAGACGGGCAACGUGUUGAUCGAUGUCAAGCCGAACGUUGGGAUGAGCAUAGAGGACUACAAGCGCAUAUUCGAGCUGCUAGCGUUCAACCGUCAAUACGAAGUGUUCAUACGGAAGCUGCUAUCUGACGUGGAAACCAUGGUGCAAAAAGGCACCCGCUACGUGGACAAAGUGAAGAGUGCGCUCGAAGAACUCCAUUCCGCAGUCAAAUACAAGGCCGCUGUGCCUGUUGUUACUGUGUUUCCCCUGUUCUCGAAGCUGUGGCAAGUGUGGCGCUCGAUGCAGAACGUGAUGUAUCUAGUGUCUACCGUUAACCGACUCAUGUCGAUCCUGGCGGGUAUACAGGACCAAAUCAAGAUACCCUACAACGUGGUCGACAAGAUGGUCAGCGGGAAGAAGAUUGUUUCUGAUCAGGACCGUAUGAGCGGGCGAGUCACCGUUGAAGAGAGAUUGUCGCUGGGCGCUCUGAAGAACUACGUAGCUUACAACGACAGCUUCAUGAGCGUCGACGAGAAACAUGUUCAAUUUCUAGGUUUCUGCGCUCUGUGUCUGACUGUAGGCGCUCUCGUCCCCAGCAAUAUGAAGGUGGGUCUGAUCAGGUCGAACGGAAGCCGCUACGGAUUCUGCAGCGUGAAGAUGGCUGCGAGAUUCAGUAAGGAUCCUAACAGGUAUGUGAACGAAGUCCUAGACUACGCCAGAAACAAUCCUCACGUAAUAAAUCUGCUGAACAUCGUCGAGGAAGUGUACCGGGUGAAGGACAUUGACAAUUUGGUCACCAAAUACGUUCCCAAAACCAAAGUAUCUGAUAAAGACAUACAAACAGAAACACAUCCAAUAGCGGAGCACAUCGAAAAGGAUUACACCUGGGACUUGUGGGAGUGGAAAAGACGAGCUUGCAAAUGGGCAUCCAUCGUAAAUAGUCGUACGCACUCAACACAAACGGACUACAGUCAUCUACGUUCCGAGAUCCACUGCCAGACGUAUGAGCUGCGAGACAAGUGCCUACAAACGAAGCGGGAUGCCGGCAUAAACACUACAACUUACAACAGCUUCCUACGGGGGUUGCGCGGGCAGAGGGGGGAUGGACAGCACACGAUGGAUCUAAGGGUUCAACACUCGCCUGAGACGAAGAAAGGUAAUCCCGUAUCCGUCUGUACGUGGCCAUGCGUCGGUCGGAAAGUGUCGGAUGUUUCCACUUCCGAACAAAGUGAAGAAGACUUCUACAAAUCAUGAAUUAUUUGCUUUAUAAUAUCAAUAUGUUAAUCUAUCUUUGGAAAUAUAUACGAUAUUAGAAUAAUAAA